UGUUAGCAACAGUUAUAAUGAUAGGUGUAACUGAAGUGGUGUAGUGGUUGUAAUUGACGAGGACGACGACGACGAUGAUGAUGAUGAUGGGAGGGUACUAAGUCCUGUCUGUAGCACUCUAUAGUAAUAGUUGCGGCAGUGAUACGCACAGUGGUCCUGGUGGUGGUGGUGGCGAUGGUGGAAGUGAUUAUGGGAUGUAGAGGACGACGUCGGUAGUGGUAGUAGUAGUAGUAGUAGUAGUAGUAGUGGUAGUAGUAGUAGUAGUAGUAGUAGUAGUAGUAGUAGUAGUAGUAAUUUGUGGUAGUGGUUGUUGAUGUAGGGUUACAGUGGUAGUGAGGGUGUUGAUCGUAUGAAUGAUAAUGAGUGUGAGUGAGAUGGCGGUGAGAGAGAGGAAACAAUAAUAGGAAGAAAGAAAGAAAGAAAGAAAGAAAGAAAGGAAGGAAGGAAGGAAGGAAGGAAGGAAGGAAGGAAGGAAGAGAGAAAGAGAGAAUUAAAGGAAGAAGCAAGCGCACGUAAAAAAAAAGAAUUACAAUACAAUACAGGCGGAGGGAAGACGAGAGAAAAAUAAUACAAAAACAAAACAAAAGACCGACAGAGAAAAAUAAAAUAAAAUAAAAUAAGGAGAAAUAUAUUAUACGAAGAAAGAAGGAGAAAGAAGAUGAAAAAAAGAAAGGAAAACUGAAAAGAAAAGAAGAAAAGGAAGCAUAUGUUCCGUGGUGAGAAGAAGGCUGACUUUUCAUGACACUCGGAGACUCGAGCGUGUAAACUACCUUUAGAAUGUGCAGAGUGGGAAACCAGCACUGCUCUGUCCGGAAUAAUGGGUCGACAGCAACUAAACCGGCGGUAAUAAUGGUCUCUCUGCUCCAACAGCAACAGCAUAGGCGACGACGGAAUACCCACCCCAACUGCCGCCGAUACAACAAUAUUCACCACCGAUACCAUCGACGGCGGCGGCGGCGUCGACGACGACGAAGACGAUGGCGACGCACACGGCCAAGACGCUAUCGCCACCACCAUCAUCACCACAAUCAUUAUUACCAUCAUCACCACCACCACUGCAACCAUCGCUUUCAUCGCCACUACUACAACUACCACCAAGUUCACCGCCCCCUGUGCCGCCACCGCCGCUACCAUCGGCGCCAACAUAGGAACGACCACCGACAUCACCAUAGUCAUUACCGAUAUCAAUACAAUCAUCACCGCUGUCAUCACGACUUCCACAGUCUCCAUCACCACCACCAUCACCAGCAGCAACAAGAGCAACAAAAACAACAACAACAACAAGCAAAACAAUAUUUUCAUCGUAGCCACCACCACCACUGUCACUGCCACUACCAUAAACACAGCCGAAAAUACAAUAACCACAACGACAACCACAAACACAAUCACCAUUACAACCUCAAUCACAAGCAGGAGCAAAAUCAACAACAACAACAACUGCAAUCAAAAUAUUACCGUCAUCAAAGACACUACCACAAACAGUACCAGCGUCAGCAUCACCACCACCACCACCACCACCCUACUACAGCGAUGUGUUUCUUGGCAAUAGUAGCUGUGGUGGCGGUGACGACGUCAGCGGCCGUCAUCAGAGUACCUGUUCUACCGACGUCAACUUUACUACACUCUACUACUACUACUACUACUACUACUAUACCAACGACAACAAAAACUGCUAGUGCUACUACUGCAACCAAUACUACCACUAAUAAUACUAAUACCUAUACUUCUAUUACAACUUCUUCACCUACUAUCGCUACCAGUGCGACUACUACAACUAUUAUUACUAUUGAUGCUGUUGUUGUCGUUGAUGCUACAGGUGUUGAAAAGAAAACUGCUACAAAAACAACAGCUACUACUACUACUACUACUACUAUCAUCUCCACCACCACCACUACUGCAGCUACUACCAAUACUAAAAAAAAUACUACAACUUUUACUACUGAAAAGUCUACUGUUACCCCUACAGGAACUGGUAACAUUAUUAUUACUACUGUUACAUGUAAUUCUAGUGAGACAAUAUCGUUUGCUGGCAUUAAUUUACCGAAAAAAGCGGGUCUCACCUGUACUUCUACACCGUUAACUGGCGCGACAUGUCCCACUACCGAUCAUAUUAGCGCUACUGUUGCUGCUGUCGCUACCACCACCACCUCUACCACUACCACCACCACCACCAUCACCACCACCACCACCACCGCCACUACCACAACCACCACUACCACCACCACCACCACUACUACUACUACUGGUUCAGCCAAUGGAAUGAAUGAUGAUGAUGAUGGGAAUAAGAUUACCAAUUCUCAUGCUAACGUUUCUAAUAUUACUGUUAUCUUUCUCAAAGCAACUUCUAUCAAAUGGAAUUGGAAUUAUAUUGUUAAAAGUUCUUUCAUGUAUAACUACAAUGUUACAAAGAGGGAUACAUGUUUUAAGCUGUCAAAUUUCUUUAAUGAAUUUAUUGACAGGAAAGAAAUCAAAGAGAGUGGAAAGUUUGUUGAGUUCAAAAUGUGUUCCGAUUACUGUCGUAUGAUGGAGGAAAUAUUGUCAAAAAAUGCAGUUCGGACAAGAAAUUCUUACCUGGCGUCCACAAAAAUGUCGAUUCGCAAGAUACCAGAUUCGGUAUUGAUGGAAGAUUGGAAAAUGAAACGAGAAUCACAGUCAGAUGGAGAUGGAUUCCUUGAUAACGAGAGAUAUACAACAAAAACUCACUGGAGGGGCAUUAAGAAUUUACUCGAAAUAUAUAAGAUAACUGGAUUAAAAAACUCAGAAUCAUCUCAAUCGUAUAAGUGGAAAACUGUCGACUGCUGGGGGCGAAUACUUGAAACGAAACAUAUAGCAUUAGUAGAUCGCUCAGAAAGUCAUCAUGGAAACACAAUAAUCGUCAAAAAACUAUUGCAUGGAUGGACCAAUGAUAUAACUUGUAACACGACACGAACAUUCAAUGAGUCGAAAAAUAUUACUUUUCCGUUAUUGCAACAAUGUUUAAAAAGAUGGCCGACCCAAAAGCAAUUAAAAAGAAUGCGUGGAUUACAUUACAUAGAAUGUCAAGAUGUAGUUGAUGACCAUGUGUUGUUUAUAAAAUACCACAAAGUAUCCUCGAAGAAAUAUUUUGUUACAAAAAUUACUCCUUUAAGAAAUCCUAGUUAUGGACAUUGGAUUAAUUGUAAAGACAAAGUUAAAAUAAUCCAAUUACUUAAGAUAGACCGAUCCAUUGUUUCUUCACAUGACAAUCAGAAGAAAUUAAGAAAUGAGGGGAAAUUGGAACACGAAAGUACUUCACAUACACUGUCUGCAUCAAAUUCUGAUGAUAAAAAUAAUAAGCAAUCACAAGCAUUUAAUAAAAAGUACCCUCACUGGAAUAAGACAAAUGCCAUCAGAAAAGUGAUCAAUUUUGGAAAUUGUCUUGUGAGAGUCAAAGAUUCGAAGGACUAUCUUGAUGUUGAAACUAAAAUCUUUAGAAAUUCAAAUAACAAAAUUCUGAAAAUCUGUUUUCAAGAUAGAGGAAGUCAUAAAGAAGGAUUACUUGUGGAAAGUAACCAGUUUUGGACACUAUCAAAUGGAAAUAAAAAGAAUCACACUGAAAAAUGGAAUUAUGGAAACUUGGUCCAUUCUGUGGCUAUUUCUUCAAAGGACGUGAAAGAUGGUGGCACGCGUAAUGUUAUAUGCAACAGCUGUGAUAAGAGUAAUGCCGGUGAUGAUGUAAAAGAUGUAGAGGAGAGAAAUUUUGGAAAAUUUAGAGAAUCAAGGGUUCCGAGAAGUGCUACUGAAAGUAAACAUAGUCAAAAAUAUUACGGGAUUUCUGAGAGAAUGAAAUAUUUUAGAUUUAAAGAUAUAUAUUUCACUGACCAGGUAACUAAACAAAACUAUGAAACUACUCACAGAAACAAUACUUUCAGAAUAAACUCGAGAACAGUAUGCAGAUUUAAUGAAAACGCAACGUUUUACAACAUCCGCUUGAAUAAGAAUUUUUCUUCGCGUAAUGAAACUGGAUUUUACCAGGGUGAUGAAAAUAUUUUUUACAACAAAUACGAUCACGACAUGCAUAAGCAUAGACAUAAGGAUAUGAAUGACACAAGUACAUACUGGAUUGAUUAUGCACAGUACAAGGAAGAAGAACGAUAUAACAGACUUAUGAAAUCAUUGCAUCUGCAAUACCUUCCAGAUUAUCAUUAUGAACAGGAAGAACACAAAGGUGACUUUUAUAGUGAACAAGACAGCGGGGUUCCAAAAUAUUUUAUCGAAAGACAACGACUCCAAGAUUCAGAAGGAAACUAUCCGCAUCAUAGGACACCCAAGAAAAAGAACAAACCCUGCGGGAAUCACGGCCGAUAUCCAAAGCGCACAGGAGGAUUGAAAAAUCUUAUUCAUCAUCCACAACAAUAUAUAGAACCGAUGCACACAUCCAGAGGCAUACGAGUUCGGUACGCACGAGAUGUCAGACAAUCGUCAUCUACAGCUUCACUAUUUCCCGGAUAUGGUUUCGGAAAUGCAGCGUACUUUUCUGGAAACAGACAACUUUUGCAACUAAAGUUAAAAAGAAAAUAUGGAAUGUCAAAAUCUAUGAUUCCAAGGCAACAAUUUACCAUUGAGUUCUGGAUGAAACCCGAAGGAGGGCAACAUAAUCCUACCGUUAUUAUUGGUCUGUUUGACUUGUGCCAUCAAAACCAAUACACCAAUGGUUGGUCGAUUGGAAUACGUACGAACGAACCUGGCAUGGAAGAAGAUGCUCGUGUGUACUUUGCUCUCAAAACAGACCGAUCAAAGGAGUCGACAGUACUGAUGUCAGAUCGAUCUUAUUUGCCUUACCAAUGGCUACACGUUUCUGCGUCAUACUCAGGCGAGAAAAUGAAGUUGUAUAUCAACAGUGCACUUGUUGCUGUUUCACAAGAGCAAACUGGCGACUUAUUCAGUGCAUCUGCUAACAGAUGCAAAGAAAUCCUGCUUGGAGGAAAGGCAUACACAAAAGACAAGCUUUACAGAGGGUAUAUAGAUCAAAUAUUAAUAUGGAACUUUGCCAUAAAACACAGAGAUGUGGCAAGAAAUCUAUACGACUUGACUAUACACUUACAGAAAGACAAAGGACUUGUGUUUAAAGAGGAUUUCAGCCAACUUCAGAAAUGGAAAACCAUUUUGAAAAGACAACCAUCUCUCGUUUUCUCUGAUAUAGAAGAACAACGUUACUCAAUUCAACUCGUGGCGCCACCGUGUGGAAAAACAGUUUGUGACAAUCCGGAUAUAAUUCGUAGUUACACUCGUCACAGUGAAUUACGCCAGGAAAAAAAAAUUCGAUAUCGAAUUGUUAAUGUAAUGGAUGAUGAUGAUGAUCGUAGUCCUAAGGUGACUAAUAACCAGGUGGUAAGACAACAUCGAGCCUUAAUAGCUGCAUUCAAACCUUACAAUAUAAGUUGGGAGUUAGAAGAAGUUAAAAUAAGGAAUGCGAGUUUAAAACAUAAGACUGUACUACUAGAUUGUCUUCCUAAUGAAAUAGGAGACAAACACUGUAAUCUAGAAUGCCAACAUACUCAAACCGGAAAUGAUGGAGGUGAUUGUGAUAUCGAUGAAAUACCAUGUGAUGCUGUUAAUCUUGGAAACGGGAGAUGUGACUUUGAAUGCAACCGAGCUUAUCAUAAUUGGGAUCACGGUGACUGCUGUAAGAGUCCGUUUAAAUCCCCAAACAGCACUUGUCUAGAUCCCAAUUCCCCUUACAGAGUGUAUCUCAGUAUGGACGAAUACAAAACAGCCUUAAAUGUGAACGGAAGUACUCAUUUAAAUGUCUAUUUUGCCUCAUGGUCUUUAAAAGGACUUGCCACUUUUCCUUGGGAAAAAAACGUCUACAGUUCAUUAGGGGGAACUAUAGUUGACACAAACAGUUUUGGUGUUCCUGGGAAGUUAGACGAACUGAUACAUGAGUUUGGACAUAACCUAGGACUUUGGCAUGUCCACCAUGGAGUAUCGGAACUAAAAUGCAACGACCGAUGCCGAGAGACUGAACCUUCUUUAGAACUAGGUGAUUUGUGUUCAGAUACGCUCCCAACGAUCCAGAACAUGAACUGUCGAGAUCCAGAUUCGACUGUCAGAAGAUGUGGAAUGGGGCCGUUUAAGAACACACCAUUCCGUAACUAUAUGAGCUAUGCAAGUGGCAACUGCACGGAUCAUUUUACACCACAGCAGGUUGCCCGAAUGCAUUGCUAUCUGGACCUUGUUUACCAACCUUGGCUUACUACAAUGAAACCGUCACCCGUGCCUUUAGUUCCAAAGGUUGUUGCUGCUACGGUGACAUCAGUCACACUCGUUUGGAUUCCUGGAUUGGGAGAAAACGUGUACGGCCCACAUUCCGAAUGCGAUAUGUGCUUAGAAGACGGUUCACUUUUGCAGUAUGCUUCUAGUGCACGAGCGCCAAGCGAUUCAAAGAGAAAGAUCCACUGGAAGAAAGAAGAAGCACUUGGACCACCAGAUGCUGAACUCUGUAAAGCCAGUAGAUUAACAUGGAUGCAAGAGAAUGAUGGUUGCAGUGAAAAAUGUUACAUAGAAUUUGGAUUUAAAUACAAUAUAAUUCCACAGAGAAUCAGUAUUUGGGUCGUGUGGGAGGCAGCAGUUGGAAUAAAGAAUGUGAAGUUUUACUUCGUGGACGGAACUACAGAUUUUCUCGGCCCGGUCAAGGCGUUCUGUGAUAUGCCAUUUACUGCAAGACUUAACUACAACAAGAAAGUUAAAAAGAUUCGCGUAUACACAAAUAACGGCUAUGUAGGAAUUGACGCCAUUCAGCUAGUUUCGACACCUGCAAGUGCCAAGGUUUGUAACAGCUGCCGACCAACAAAAUACCAAGUGAUAAGAAAUCCAAAAUUUCCAAGACCUGUAUAUACCAGUAACACGAUGUUUACAGAUAGAUCUGUUAAGCGAGGAGCGAAUUAUAGUUACACAAUCCAAGUUAAUAUCGGAAACAAAAAGAGUACCUUGUCACCAUCCCUUUAUUAUUACCACGGUCAGCCAUUUUGUGGCAACGGAAGGGUAGAAAGCCAACUCGCAGAAUCAUGUGAUGAUGGAAAUGUCCACAACGGAGAUGGAUGCACAAUGCAUUGCCAGGUAGAGAAAUUCUACAGGUGCAAAGGUACACCCAGCCUGUGUUACCGAUAUGAUGGUGAUGGCGUAUGUGAAAAAGAUGAAGAGGGUUCCAGUUUACGUGACUGUGGAUUUUUCACGCCACCGGGUUACGAAGAUCAGUGGCCUAUUUCUGUCAGUGGUAACCCACAGCAUCAAAAAAUGCCUGAAUGUCCAGAAGACGUACUGAUUGGUGCUCCGUCAAGGUUUCAGGAAUGCAAAAACAAUGCUGACCUAUCUGAUGUUUGGCAACCUUGUAAUAUAAAUUUCUUUUCUGAUAAUGAUUACUGGGUCAAGCUGUAUUUCAAACGUCCAGUGAUUGCAAUCGCCGUGAUCAUUUACUUAGGUUCAGACGGGAGGACAUAUGACAGCCCUGAGAAUAAGUUUAUCUUUAUCCAAUUGAUUGAUUCUAAUAAUCAAGUGACUAAUGUUGAAAGAAAAUUGAUGGUUGUUUGUAACACAAAUCCUGUCCAUGUAUCCAUAUUCCAUGAUCUUAGCAAGCCAUUUUUCAAGACAAAAGGUAUAAAACUAUCACUUUCUUCCGCAAACAUUGCUAUUGCUGGCGUUCGACUCCGCUCUUCCGAGAAUUUUGAUCCUAUAACACCAGAGAACUGUGGUGGAGACGAAUUUUACAAUCCACGAUCGCAACAAUGCGUUAACCAAACAUGUCCGCCGAUGUUAUGUGAACCACUUGUCAUAAAGAACUCUGCGAUAUCAUGCACUGGACGAAGUGAAAGUGAUGUCUGCCACAUUAGUUGUAUGGACGGUUAUCAACUAAACUACGCUCUAAAUGAAGUAGUUUGUGCAGAUGGUCACUGGCAGCGCUCCGAAGAGAUUAGCUGUCUCCCUGUCGACUGCAGACUACCAUCCAUGGUGCAUACAACAUUUUCUUGUCCGUAUGGUACGUCGUACAAGAAACACUGUACAUUUACUUGCAAUCCUCCGGCCCAACUUAAAGGCACAAACACUACAAUUCUAUGCGAAGCGAACGGACGUUGGUCAAUGGUUGAUGCUUAUUGCUUAACCUUUUGCCUGUCUCCUCUCCCACGUCCUCAUGCUCAGUUAAUGACUCGCUCUUGCACUCAUGGCAUCCAACAAGCUGGAACUAGAUGCAGAUUUCGCUGCAAGAAAGGGUUUCAUACAGAAGGAUUACAUACAAAACGACGGAGUUUACACAUGACUUGUCGGGAAAAUGGACAAUGGUCUGGCAGGAGAUGUGCACGUGUAAAAUGUGCUACGAUAGCACCAGAAUUUACUAGAAUGUAUAACUGCACGGAACAAAACUAUGAAGGCAGCAAAUGUACGUUAACAUGUCCAGGUGAGAGAAAAAUUCAGAAGAUUAAAUGCUUACAAAAAGGUAUUUGGAGUUCAAACUUUAAAAUGUGCCAUUUUCCAAAAACAUCCGCGUGUCCAUUACCAUUGCUACAUGACCAUCGUCUUCGUAAGAAGAAUUGUCACAAGCGGUUUGUUGGAUCUACUUGUGAAAUUAUUUGCAAUAGCCAGAUGUUUCAACCUGUUUUACCUAACAUGAAUGGUACGACUUUCACCAACAAGGACUACAAUGUGAAGUUAACGUGCACCGGUAUUUUACGUUGGUAUCCUAAUCCAAGCGAUAUUACAUGCAAACAGAUAUGCCAAGUGAGGGCCUUAAAAGACGGCUGGUGUGACAGCUCUAACAAUCGACCCUUUUGUGCAUGGGACCAAGGUGAUUGUUGCCCUUCGACGGUAAGAGGAGGCAAAAUUCAGUUGGUUUCACCAACGUGUUCCGAAAAAUGUGCUUGUAAAGACCCUAACGCCAUCGAGAAUAAUAAUCGAUCCAAAUAAUUCAGUUGCUGUUCAUACUGUUGUUGUAAUUCUUUUCGUUGUUGUUGUUUGAUGAUGAUGAUGAUGAUGAUGAUGACGACAACGACGACGACGACGAUGAUGAUUUUGAUGAAGCUAUUGUUAUUCUAUAUUUGUUGUACCGUUAGUCUGUGAAAUUGACUCUGUUAAUUUGCUUCACAUCUUUCCAAUGUCGUUAAAACAAAUGUACGAGUCAAUCGUCGUGAUCAAUGAAAAGAGUGACCACCCAACACCCAAUCAAGUUUGUGGUCGUGUGCCAAUGUUAAAAAUCAAUAAAUAUUUUUAAAGAGGAUUUAGUUUGGAAGAGUCGUUAAAGCAUCGGACGAAAUGCUAUGUGAUAUUUAGUUACGUGCGUAUACAUUCUCGCUUUCCAAUCCUGUCGAUAUUUAUAUCACCCUUUAUUGUUCUGGGGAUCGACGGAAUAAAGAACUAAUCAAAUAUCAGAAACUGAUUUCAUCAACCAUAGGCCUCCUCCUACACGAUAUGCGAACACGUCCGUGUGCCGAAGUUAUACAUUUUUAUCAGUUGUUGUUGUUACUACUACUACUACUACUACUACUACUACUACUACUACUACUACUAUUACAACUACUACUACUAAGGCGGCGAGCUGGCAUAACCGUUAGCACUCCGGGCAAAACACAGCAUUUCGU
Octopus sinensis (East Asian common octopus) is the source of this 9587-nucleotide messenger RNA. RefSeq names its product pappalysin-1-like. Bases 778 to 8916 code for a protein of 2712 amino acids. NCBI's taxonomy places the organism in Eukaryota, Metazoa, Mollusca, Cephalopoda, Octopoda, Octopodidae. The record is from RefSeq and is a predicted model, not a curated record. The transcript is spliced from 22 exons. Gene Ontology annotation, molecular function: metallopeptidase activity.